GGCUUCAGUCGUUCGCUGUCUUUCGCUCGUUGCGGUCACUCGUCCCGUAGUGGCGGGUUUUUGUUUUCGAAUAUACCGGCCUAUCUCCCCACCUGUACCGUGGGUGCGUGCAUUGGUACAGGUUCGCGUGUUUCUUGCACCGCUCGGUGGUUGCAAAUGGUAACGCAUGGCCGAAGGGUGCGUUUGCUGAGUGUUUGUGGCCAGGUCGGUUUGUUAUUUCUCGCGUGCAUAUUUCGAAUGCCUUUUUCUUCGUCACAUUUCACGUGCAAUUGGUUUGUUUGUUUGGCGUUAAUGCGAUAAAAAGUAUUUAGUGAAGAAAGUGAAACAAAACAAAAAUAAACCCGCAAAACAACCUUCGCGGUAUCGAACGGUGUCGUUAUUGAGGAAGGAACCGCAAAGCGGUAGUGAACAGCCGACUAGCAAGACAAAAUACUUCCGAAAAUAAAACACUUGCGAGCAGAAGGAACAACAAAACAGAAGCACCAACAGAAACAUACGAGCCGAAACAAUGGUGAACAAACAAUACAACGUCCAUAAUCCGAAGCUGCACAAAUCGAAACCUGGACCGGGUGGUGGUGGUGGUGGAGGUGGUGUCGGAAGUGGUGGCAACAGUGGACACAGCUCCCCGUCCCCGUUGCGUAGCUGCUAUCCGAUCGUUUCCACGCGUCCGACCGGGGCCACCGACGAGGAUGGAUUUUCCGUGGAAAGCGACAGCAACAAUCUGUCCGACCAUCAGUCGGCAACGGGCGGAGGUGGUGCGGGCGGGUAUGGUGUUGGUCACCCACGGCAGCUGCCACCGCCACCUCCUCCACCGACGCAUCGGCAUCGUGGCACACAAAGUACGCAGCCUCCUCAGCAGCAGAAGCCACAGCAGCAGCAGCAGCAGCAGAACAAUUUAAACAUAAGCCGCCGUUCGGCUUCGGCGGAGCUGGUGCGCGAACCGGAGGAGGACGACGAUGGGUUGUACGGGCGUAAUAUUCAGUUCUACAGCGAGGGCCGAGGAGUCGGCGAGGCGGAUGUGGUGGGUGAAAGUGGACAUACCGGACGGUUCGGUCAUGGACAUGGCGGCAAGGAGCUAACCAUCAGCGACAUUGGCCGAUUUCAGUACAUACUGCAGAUGGACCGAGAAGUGGGUACACCUUACAGUGGUUACACGGCGGCUUCCACCGACUGUGCCAACACGCUUCCUUCAUCACCUUCACCCACCUCGCUCGGUAGCAUCCACAACCGGCAAAGUUUCAACUUCUGGAAGGCCGGCUCACAGACGCCCCUGUCCGCUUCAUCCUCCAGCAGUUCCUUCUUUCGGCCAAAUCAACGUUUCCUGCUAUACAAGAUACUCAAAGUGAUCUGGCGCUAUAUCAAGUGGCCACUCGGGUUACUGAUGAUCUGCGGUUUACUAGGGCUGGUGGUGUACUUCCUGGUCGUGGAUCGUGAUAUCAUGAGCAGCGGCUUGUUGGGCGAGGACGGAUACGAGGUGGAUGAGAAUUUGUCGAUCGAUUUUAACGAUUUCACCAGCACGAAUGAUCUGCACUUUGACCAUCGUUUCGCUCAAGGAGGUACCUCCAAGGAGCCUAAAUCAAAGGACCCACAAGGACCAGGUCGAACGGUGGGUAGCAAGUUUUCCUUCGGUUUGGAUAACGACCUGUUGGCGGUGUUCGGUACGCACGCUAAGAAACCUUCCUUUGAGUGGCCUACGACGGCAUCUACGACUCCGUCCGGCACGGAACGUCAGCGUACGGAGAGCGCUAGUGAAGAGCUUCCGGCACUGGUAGUUAAAGUGACCGAUGCGCCAAUACGCAAAACCAGCACCAUCUCGCUGAAGGACUACACGAAGGCACGCGUAGUGUUCGAUGAUGAAGAUUUCCUCGACGCGGAUGACGGUCAAAGCCGUACGCAACAGGCACCGGUGCAUGCGGAAGGCACGACCAAAGCCUACCAGCCAGGAUACUCGACCGAUCCCGCAUCGCCAGCGAUUCAGGUGGGACUCCGAGCCGUCCCGGCACGUGGAACGGAGGUGCGGGGGUUCACCUCCGGCCAUCAGAACAAUUUUGGCGUCCCGAUCGAGGAGGACGAGCGCCUGUUGCGUAAGCUGAACGACCAGCUAAUGCAACUGGAGCACCAGAGAGAAAAAAACAUUACCACUCCAUCGGCCACUACCGACUCAAGUCUCUACCGGACGAAGGUGUCACCGACGUUACCGAUUCUGUCACGCUUUGAGAUCACAACCGAAGGAUUGAAACGGUUUAACAUUUCCGAAGAAGGCAUUUGCCAAUCUACAUCGCUUCCGCUGUGCAGAGGAAUUCUACCGUAUGAUCUUACGGUUUCCACCAAUCGGCAACUUUCUCCACUCGAGUACGAUCACUUCCAGUAUCUGAUCAACUCGAAAUGUUCGGUGCGCGUCGCAGAAUUCGUAUGUCUCGUACUGGAACCGGAAUGUCGACCAACACGCAUGGGAACACUAGCACCGUGCAAGCGUAUUUGCAAAUCUAUUCUGGAGCCGUGUGCCCACAUUAUUGCAAGUUCGGAAGCGUUAACAGCGACUUUCGAUUGUGAUAGCUACCCGGACUCGGACGAUCGUAACGUUUGCGAAGAUCCAACCCGAUUAGGGCAAUGCUAUGCUAACGAGUUCCGGUGUGCCGAUUCUAGCUGUAUACCGCUGCAAUGGAAAUGCGACAACAUUAAGGACUGUCACGGUGGUGAGGAUGAGUCAGACUGCAAGCAGUGCGAACGGGACGAGUAUCGCUGUAUGUCGAAUGACAAAUGCAUCCCGGACAAGUGGCGUUGCGACCAGUACGAAGAUUGUCCGGACGCCUCGGAUGAGCUGGACUGUUACUACGACGAGCCGACGACAUUCCCGACGGCUUACGGUAGCCAACGGGAGUAUCCCUUCGUGCAAGUACAGGUUCCCAACAGUCCGAACGGUCGUCCGUACAUCACGAUCACCAAUGAAGAUCGAUCCCAAUCGGAGGGACACCGACACACCUCCCAGGAAACGGUCCAACCUGGUGCUCGUGAGUACGCGAAUUAUGGCACCUCGGAAGAAGAUGAAGAAGGUGACAAGUAUGAACCGACUGCGGCAGAAAACGCACCCUUCGUAAAUCGCCACCGGAAUCGUACUAAGGAUGAAGACGAUACUGCUGCUGCUGCUGUUGGUGCGGACGAAGAUGCGACUACCACCGUACGAUCGAGUGAAAAACCAAUCGAAGAUCAAACAGAAGCUGAAACAAGCCGCACACUAUCGGUGCCAAAGUCAUUAGUGAACUUUCAGGACAGCAAGGAAAUCAUGAUGACGUCCGAUUCGGAGAAUGAUUUCAAGAUCAGCAGUACCAGCCGAGAUUUUCUAACGACGGCCCAUGUGUCCCCGUGUCCGGAGGGUGAGCUGCGCUGUGUCAGCGGUAUCUGUAUAUCCGUCAAUCAACUGUGCGAUCGGGUCGCUGAUUGUGCCGAUGGAGCGGAUGAAGCUGGAUGUACCUACAAGGAAUAGAGGCAGAUCUUAUCAAUCCGCUAGUGAUGUGUUUGAAUGUGUUUUUUGUAUACUCACUUUCUGCCAGCAAUAUUGUUAAACAAACACUGUGGUUUGAUUUUUUUUAUUGUUGAUUCAUGUAAAAAGCGCAUAUAGGAAUAUCGUUCGGAAGUGCUGCCUUCCCCCAACAGUAAAGAGUAUUAAACAUUUAUUUUAUUCAUUGAAAAACACAUGUUCAAACAUGCCUUCAUCGUGCAGGUGAAUGACGCGGCACUAAGCCGUCAACGUCCACAGCGCCGUUACCAUCAUUAGAAGAUAGGGUCGUUUUUUGUUUUAAAUCACUGUAACGUAAGAUUGUUGCAUUCCCCAUUGUAUGAACAUUGCAAUCGUCAUUGUGCUAGAAGUUAGGAAACGUUUCAUUAGAACACACUUUGCGCUUUGUACAUAGAAGGCACUACUUGACACUCAUUUCAUUAUUAUCGCUUUUGCGAAUCUGUUGUAAAUGUUUUAUCUUUAUCAGUGAAUAAAUACAGUUGAACUAAUAA
This is a messenger RNA of Anopheles funestus (African malaria mosquito), 4008 nucleotides long. RefSeq lists its product as uncharacterized. The record is from RefSeq and is a predicted model, not a curated record. Gene Ontology annotation, cellular component: plasma membrane. The coding region runs from base 509 to 3484 and encodes 991 amino acids. Gene Ontology annotation, molecular function: protein binding. Lineage: Eukaryota; Metazoa; Arthropoda; Insecta; Diptera; Culicidae. The transcript is spliced from 11 exons.